AUGAGCCCUAGAUCCAGUUCCCGUACUCCGAACAAAAACGCAGAUUGGGACAGCGCGUGUUACAAAUGCGUUUCAAGGGAGCGCGUGGGAAACAGUACCAUAAUCAAUAUACCACUCAGAGUCAGAGUUAUGGUUGUCUUCGUAACCGCUGCUGCAGGUUAUUGGAUCGUUGUUUUUGCCUUAGUCACAGUUAAUAUUUGGUGGGACUGGUGGCUGGGCAUACUGGAUGACCGCUUUGAUCAAAUCAAAGAGUUAGAAGAUGAAAAUCCUGGUUUAGUUGUGGAAGUGCUAACCGUUGCUAUUCGCAGUGCUGACUUUACCAUAGAUGAACUUGAAAAAAAACUGAGUGGAACUGUCAUCUACUAUUCUAAGGUGAGAGAACUUACGCACAAGCUCAAGGGAAUUAGCGCGAGCGUUGGUGGUUGCCGAGUGGCUGCAGCUUGUAUUGAGCUCCGAGAAGCAUAUGUUGCAAAUAACAAGGAAAGGUGCGUUGCGGGCUUUGACGUGGUCAAACGUGAGUAUCUUGUCUUGCGGGAAAACCUGAAUCACAUUCUUCAGUCUGCAGUGCAGAUAGAACGUGAAAUCAAUGCCAACAAGCCCAAGAGCCGUCGUCAGUAG
This is a messenger RNA of Malus domestica (apple), 618 nucleotides long. Lineage: Eukaryota; Viridiplantae; Streptophyta; Magnoliopsida; Rosales; Rosaceae. The record is from RefSeq and is a predicted model, not a curated record.